Stegodyphus dumicola is the source of this 2482-nucleotide messenger RNA. Its product is annotated as hexosaminidase D pseudogene. The record is from RefSeq and is a predicted model, not a curated record. NCBI's taxonomy places the organism in Eukaryota, Metazoa, Arthropoda, Arachnida, Araneae, Eresidae.
UUGUUCGAAAUGCUUAAAGUUUCUGAAAUUUGGACCAUGUAUCUGUGUAAUGUUUAUACUUGUGUGUACAUCUGCUAAUAAGAUUAGAAAGGUUUUACUGUGUACUUAAGAUCUGCCAAACGUAUACUCUCUCUGCAUGAAAAAUCACUGUUAAUUAGUCCUUAUGGUUGAAGGAAGUUAAUUUUAUGAAGGUGGUGGCCAGCUAGCAUGUUCCAGUCCUGCAAAAUGCAUUCCAAAUUUCGAUUUUAUCUCAUUCUUAUAGCAAGCAGUGGAAUAAUAUUCCUUAUUUUGUAUAAAACAUUAGCUACUGAAGACCAUGAUUCUGAAUCUCAUGCAAAUUUUGUCCAUGUAGAUCCUGAUGGCUCGUAUAAGAAACUGCCUUUUCGAACUGGCCCUUUGGUAAAUAUAAAUGAUUUGCUUCCUGUAACACAAUCUUUGAAGCAUUUGGAAAGGCAGCGAUUAAAGGAAGCUCAGGUUCAUGCUAGUAUUCAUCAAAACUCUGCAUCGAGAUCUGGUUCAUCAAAGCAAUUCAAUACACUUGAUGAGAUGAGUAGGGAUGAUGUUGAAAUAGAUCACCCUGCACGCUCAGUAAAUGAACGUGUGAGUAAAGGUAUAAGAACACCUAAACCAGAAGAAUUAAUAAACAUAGACAAAAAGUUUGUUCAUUUAGAUCUUAAAGGAGCUCCUCCUAUAAUAAAUUAUUAUAAAAAAUUGUUUCCUCUACUUCAUGCACUUGGUGCAACUGGCAUUCUUAUUGAAUAUGAAGAUAUGUUCCCAUUUCAUGGCCCUUUGGAACAGCUUUCUGCUCGUAAUGCAUAUACAAAAAAUGAACUCACUGAGAUACUGUAUCUUGCAAAGAUGAAUGAAUUAGAGGUCAUGCCUUUAGUACAAACUUUUGGGCACAUGGAAUUUGUGUUGAAACUUCAAACUUACCAGGAUCUUCGUGAAGUACCCGCAUAUCCACAAGUUAUUUGCCCUUCCAACAAUGGAACUCAGGUGCUUCUUCAACAAAUCAUUGAUCAAAUAGUAGCAUUACAUCCACAAAUAAAAUGGUUGCAUAUUGGAUCAGAUGAAGUAUAUUACAUAGGAGAAUGUAAUCUGUGCCAGAAAAAAAUGAGAAAACAUUUUAUGGAUAAAGAAGAUCUUUUCAUUUAUCAUGUUAAAAAUGUUGCCAAGUACAUAAAAGAGAAGUAUAAAAUACAACCUAUAAUGUGGGAUGAUAUGUUUCGUAUGGUUCCUGAUGAAACAAUAAAAAAAUCUGAAAUAUGGAAGUAUGUUGAAAUAAUGGCUUGGCAGUAUGGACCAUAUGUUGAAAACAAAAUUCAGCCCGAUGCUUGGAUAAAGUAUGGAAAAUAUUUCUCUGGUGUGUGGGUUGCUAGUGCUUAUAAAGGGGCCACUGGAGCUAAUCAGUAUUUAACGAAUAUUUCAUAUCAUCUGGAAAAUCAUAUUUCUUGGCUUAAUGUUUUAUCUAAAUAUCAAAAUGAAGUUUUUUUUCGUGGUUUUGUAUUAACUGGUUGGCAGCGCUAUGACCAUUUUGCUGUUUUGUGUGAACUUUUACCAGUAGCAAUUCCAUCUCUUGCUAUCAAUUUGUUGUACCUGGAGAAACAAGUUGUGGAUAAUAAUCUUUUUCAAAAGGCCAGAGACAUUUUGAUGUGUGACUCAAGAUUAACACUCUAUACUAAUUUCAGUACGGAAGAAGCAUUAUGUAAUUAUCCAGGAAGUAAUGUUUUUAAAGGUGCUCAAAGACUUGCUCAUUUGAACUUCAUGCUGCAGAACUUUCUAUCAAAUAGCCACUUUGUUGGCUGGAUGAGUGAAUACAAUGUCCAGAUGUUAUUUUCAAGUCCUGCUCAUGUUGAACUUGGAACUCAAAACCUGGAAGCACUUUCCACAAAUGCUACUUUAUUACACACAUUUAUACAAAACACAAUGCCUGAAGUUUAUGAUAAGCACACAAUUGACGAAUGGCUAAUGACAUAUGUGAAACCUUUAAUGGUUUUAAUUGAAAAAAUUCGAACUAAUGCAAAUAACUUAUUAAAAUUUCGAUCAUGGCCACGUCGACCCCUUAGUAAGUAAUUAAAUUUGUGUACUUUCUUUUACCUGUGGCUUAAGCAUGUAAUUCUUUUUUUGUGAGAGAUAUUCCAAUGAAAACAAUAUUCUGUUCAUUUCAUUUCUAGGUUUAUUCACCUAGAAAUGUAUAUUUUUAGAUGUUUGGGAUAGGCUGUUCAUAGUGAAAUUUCUUAAAAGGUGAUAUAUUUUGUUUUUUUAGAUAUUUUUCCUGUGUAUUUACUUGUAACUACACACACGCACCAUAUGUAUAUGUAUCCUUGUGUGUGAUAUAUGUAUGUAUGUAUAAAGUAAAUGUAUAACAUCUGUUGCUAGAUUGUUUUGUAAAUGUUAAGAUUUUAUUUUGAUUCUUUAGAAUGCCGUAUUUUUUGCUUUAAUAUAUUUGAGACUAUUUAAUUUUUCCUCAUAAAAAAUUUAU